CUGGCUUGUACAGCCCAAAGCAUUUGUAGCUCCACCUCAGAAGUGGUCUCUCCGUCGUCUCCACACAGUGAAAGAAGAAAUUUUCACUUAGAGAUCAUGGAAAAGAAUUCUCAGGAGAAACCUGAGGACUGUCACUUUCUAGAUGCAGAAUCAACUAAGACAAGAAAGAUCUGCAAAAGAUGCAAGAUCUGUGGACUGCUCUGCAUACUGGUGAUUUUUCUUAUUCUGAUAUUUUUUGGUGUCAGAUAUUUCUGGAACUCAACGCCUAAAAAAAUAUAUGACAUGGAGCAUACAUUCUUUAGCAAUGGUGAGAAGAAGACUAUUUUGAUGGAGAUCGAGCCUCUAACUAGAACCGAGUCAUUUAGAACUGGGAAUGGUAGUGAGGAAAUCUUGGAAAUACAUGACUUUAAAAAUGGAAUAACUGGCAUCUUUUUUGUGGGACUACAAAAAUGCCUCAUCAAAACUCAGACUAAAGUAAUACCUGAAACUACAGAGGCUGAGAUACAGGAACUUGAGGGAAAUGUCAUUACAACAACCUACUUUGAGCAAUCCAUGGUCUGGAUUCCAGGAGAAAAACCUAUUGAAAACAAAGAAUUCCUAAAGAACUCCAAAAUUUUUGACAUUUGCAAAAAUGUGACCAUACACUGGAUCCACCCAACUUUGAUAACAGCUCCUGAAUUCCAUGACUUUGACAAUGGUGGGGAAGAUGAUGUCCAGAUGCUUGUGAACAAGCAAGACUGGGACAAGGAACAGAAUAAGCAUCAUGUGGAUAGGGCAGCAAGGCCAGGGGCAAAACGCCAGGCUCGGCAGCUGACAGAAGAGGAUCUUCCUGUAAACGACUAUUCAGAGAACGGACUCGAGUUCCACCCCCUGUGGGAUGAAAGGGGCUACUGCUGCGCUCAGUGUCGCCGGGGCAACCGCUACUGCCAGCGGGUGUGUGAACCUCUGCUGGGGUAUUACCCCUACCCCUACUGCUACCAGGGAGGAAGGGUUAUCUGCCGAAUCAUCAUGCCAUGUAACUGGUGGAUAGCACGCAUGUUAGGGCGUGUAUAGGGAUGCUCACAACUAGCAAAGCAAUGGAACAACAACAGAUAUAUGCUCUCACUGUAGAGAGGAAACCACAGCCUCUGAGUACUUGCAUGCUACCUGUAUCCUAGCCUUGCCAUGUUACAAGUUAUCUUGUAUUACCAGUAGCUAAAGUGUAGGUCAUUAACUGCUUGAUUACAGCUGGAUACUGCACCCUGCUCUAAGCAAGAACAGCCAAAAGUCCCCUGCCAUCAGCACAGUGCCCACAGACAGCACCCAGAGGGUUGACAAAAGCUAUAUUUCAUGGGUUGGGGUUUGUGCUGAGCAGUAAGAAAUGAGACAAACAAUAAACACAUUAUUUGACUGAUUGCAAAGGAAACAAAGUUGUUUGGUGGCAGUUAAUGAUACUGAAUGGGCUUGAAAGGUGAUCUAAUUGUGCAACUUUGCGCCUGGCUCAAGUGACAGGUUGCUGAGUGGGUUCAGCUAGCUAUGGACAAAGGUUCCAUAUUGCUCCCUCUUUAGCCAGUUAUCACUAUUCCUAUAAAUGAUCCCUUUACAAUUUACAGGCUGACAGGCUAUACCACUGACAAAUCUCUAGAAGUAGAAAUCAUAUGGAAAGGACUCUUGUAGAAUUACCAGGGGCCAUUAGUUCAGCCUAAAACCAGGUGCUGAAGGAAAAAGUGCUGAUGGUUUGAAAGUUGGUACUCUGCCCACUAUGGUCAGCACCAAAUCAGUGUGUCCUCAACACAGUGCUCAGAGAUGCUGAUCUACAACAGUUGCUACCUUUUGGAUGAGAUCCAAGAGCAGGUACUUGUCCCUUUUGUGGUCAUUACAAUAUCCCAUGAUACUUUUCCCAAAAGGAGAUGUCUUAAACCCACAGUCCUGGCUGGUUUCCAACUUGAAUAAUUACAUCUUGCCUGCUUAAUUUACCCCCUGCCAUUCUGAUUGGACACUGCUUUUCACUUCCAUUCCUAAGGAAAAAUCUUCCCCCAUGGGCAGGGCUGGGAGGACCAUUGAUCUGAAGGGACACACAAAUUCUGCCACUCUUAGUGAAAAGCUACAGUGCCAGAUGGCUGAUACAGAAACUUCUACCUCUUCCCUCUAGUGCCUCUCAUCAGUGACUCUGUGAAGACUGUACCUAGAAAGAACUCAGGGUACAGAGAUGCUGCAGAAGACAUAUUGAGAGCUUAAAUCACACGCAGGUGCACAGGCAGGAAUCAAGUUGCACAUAUAAGCCCAAAAUAAGGCAUUAAGAGUUUUUAUAUAUCAACAGGAGUUAAAGCCAUGGAAGGAAGAGCCUGUGUAACUACAAAUAGGUGUAGCCUCUCUGAGGUCAGGCAAGGGAAAAUCAUUUGAAAUGGCUGCCUCGUUCCAAGCAGACGACAUGUGGGAGAUCAGGGAGGAGGUGAACGUAGACUGCAACAAGACAAACAGAAGCUGCUGUAUAGGCCUCUAGUGAAGCUCUAAGGCUAGGGAAAGACAUUCAAAAUCCUGAGCCUAAAUUGACUCAAUCUUUGCAGGUUAGUCUAGCCUGGCUGGGCUAAACCAGUUUGUAAUCAUAAAGACAUCCCCCAUGGACUGAAAAAAUGUAGGCACAUGCCUGCAGUGGCUCAGACCAGAAACCAAGGGGUGCUAAAGCAGCCCUCCCUUCCCUUCCAUAGUGCUGAGAUGAGGGGGGUGUGACCACGCUCUGGCAGGACAAGAGUUCCCCACCCCCUCCUGAGCAGCCCACCAGGGAAUUGAUAACAGUGUGUAUCACCCCUAACUCAGUGUUUAUCACCCCCUUUAGAAAACAACAGAGGGACAUUACCAGCUACCUGUUGAUUCUGCCUUUGUCCAGUCUGCCACAGCAUGGACCGAAGCCAGCAUGUGGUCUGCUAGCUAAUGCUAUGUAUCUGUGUAAGGCAGAGGGGAUGGGGGACCCCUGCUUAGAGGGGAGGGGUGAGCAGAAGCUAGGCAGGUGCCUGCAGUCUCUGCUGGAGCUGCAGCCAGGGAGCAGAGGGGAAGGGCCAACCCUGCUGUAAAGCAGAGCACCCUGCCCAUUCCAGACAGCAUGCUGGGAUGCUGGGGAGCCUGGUUUAACUUAAACCAUCAAGGGGUCUGGGACAGACAUUGCAUAAACCAAUUUGAGCCAAAUCAGUUAUGUCUGAUACUGCAUUCCACCACGUUUAUCUCAAACUGGUUUCAGCCAUUUUCAAACUGGUUUAUGUGCACUGAACAUCUGUUGUUACAGAUUUAAACCAGUUUCUGAUCACUUACACUGGUGUAUGUGUAAUGUCUGUCCCUAGCCUAAGCGAGGACGACACUCCAUCCAGAUUCCACUAGGGUUUUAAAUCAGUCCUCUCAUCAUGAACUGGUGCCUUCCACCUUCCACAAUUAAUUUACUUUCACAACCCUGGGAAGCAAUGAGACAUUACCCACUUCAGAGCUCUAGUCAGGGCUAUACCACCGAGCUAUUAAACCAGGGGUGUCCAACCUUUUUGAAUGUGGGGCCAGAUCAUGAACUUUUUAUCACCCAGUAGACUGGUGAGCCAUAUUCAAAGACCUCACAGGAAGUGGUAUCACAUCAGGAAGUGAUCUCAUGUGACCUUUGACACCAAUGAAGUUGCAGUAACUGGCAAUGCAAUGGGUCUGGAAAUGUGGUUUAAAAUCCAAAAUAAAAACAAUUUGGUCUGGUAGCACUGUUUUAUUUUAAACAUCCCCUAGCAGUGCUGGAAAGGAGUGUACCACCCAGCUGCACCCUUAAUUCCCUGCCUUUGUCCACAUGGAAAGCCACAAUUUGCAGAGGAGUAAAAAUAAUUUUUUAAUGCAAAACUGCUGUUGACAUUGUGCUAUAUUUACUCCAGAGAAUUGUUGCAGGGAUCUGAUUUUUCCACAGUUUAGCAGAGCUUUCUAUUAUCAUGGUUUCAUGCCUCUUAGUUUUCAAAUACUUGGUUGAAAUGCAUCACAGAUCUUUAAUUUCUUAUUUGCAGGCGCUUUCUCGGGGUGACAUCCAGCAGGAGGGGCAGGAGUGGGUACUCGCAUGGCCUGUCCAGUCCAGCCAUGGCCUAGGGGUGCAGGGAUCAAGGGGCACUGCCUGAUCCCGCCUUGUCCUCCCUGCCACCUGGGCGGCCUCGAGGAUGCUCCCACACUUGCGCACCUGGACUCAGCAGCCAGGGGGACAUGUGGGGACCUUACAGCAGGGUGCAGGACAUGCAGGGACACCCCCCUACUCCCUCUCUCCUGGAGCAGCCUAAGCCCGAGCCCGAGCCUGACUGGCAGGGCUCCCUCCCUCCCCGGGGCCCAUGACUCACUACCCCCAACGCGAUGUCUGCGGGCGUGGGGGGAUGUGGGGAGGCAGGAGUGGUACCCCAACAGCCACAGCAGCAGUGGCAGGAGGACCUCCCACAGGCUCGGCCACAGCACCCCUCCAAGCCGGCAUCUAUGACCCCUGUACCCACCUGACCGCUGCACCGCGAGCUGCUCCAGCACACGUGGCUGGUGGGAAUUGGCGCGGGGUGGGGCGGGGCCAACAUGCAAAUGAGGAAGGGAGGGGCAGGGCUAGGAAGGGACACCGUGAAAUGAGGGGGGAGGGGAGGAGCCGCACUGCGUCAGCAACGUCAAGCUGAUGCGGUGCGUGUGGAAACCUUGUCUCUUCUCCAGCCCUUCAGCAGCCAUUAGGAAGCUGCUGAGGGGCUGGAGGAGGGACAAGGGGUGGGAAUGAAUAUAAACAGUGUUUACUUUCGUUUCCCGUUGCAGCACCUCAGGCCUCAGAAAAUGGCUUGGCGGGAUGUUGGACAAGCUUGUCUUAAACAGCCCUAUAGCUCAGGAAGAAGAAAAGUCCCGUUAUACCCAUGUGACAGAGAGGAAAAUAAGGCACAAGGUGAUGAUGCAACUUGCUUAUGGUGAGAGAGCAGGCUUUGGGGGCAGAGGUAAGGCUCCAGAGCUGCAGUUCAGUGUGUUGGUUUCCCAAGAGCAUGUCUCUUCAACAGAGUCAUUGUUGAACGACUUGAAUGCUCCACCUACAACAUUCAGAAAAACAGGACAACAAACACCAUGGACAAUUUUUUGCCUACCAGUUACAAAGACACUUUCAGUCCAUCAUUACCAAUCAGAGACAAAUGAUACAUUCAGCAUGUAACCAUGUUAUGGGCUAAUGAUCAAAGUCCCUUCUUUUUCACCCUUUAAAGCAUUUGUCUUAGAAACGGGAGGAGUGCAUUGGCUACUGAAUGGUACAUGACAAAAGGCAAACAUCCUGUGAUGCGUGCUGUUCAGGAGAAAUGUGUGUCUGCUUUCCCAUGUGUGGUCUUCUUGAUAUAAAACCUUGAAGUAGAACCUUUAUCAUUAUUCUCUUUGAUAACAGCUACUGAAUUUGCUACAACAUAACUUCCAAGUGGUGGUGAGAAACUGUCAAUAGUCCAGAGAAGUAGUUCAAAUGCGCUUCCGAAUGUUUAGAUCUACAUUGCUGGGAUUCUGCUGUAUCUUUAAGAUAACAUCCUUGGCCAGCCCCAAGAGAAAUGAAGAGAUUGAACUGUUAUCAGUCUGCCCCUCUCUUGGAUUCAGUGAGCACUUUUCUUGAAUGCUUUACUAAUGCAUACACAAAAUAAAAAUCCCCACCUUUCCUUAUAAUUCCAGCAGAAUCACAA
Molecule: messenger RNA, 5651 nt
Organism: Alligator mississippiensis (American alligator)
Lineage: Eukaryota; Metazoa; Chordata; Crocodylia; Alligatoridae
Gene: TNMD
Product: tenomodulin
Exons: 7
Coding region: 97-1053 (318 amino acids)
Biological process (GO): negative regulation of endothelial cell proliferation; negative regulation of angiogenesis
Source: RefSeq, a predicted model, not a curated record